Beta vulgaris subsp. vulgaris (sugar beet) is the source of this 6557-nucleotide messenger RNA. RefSeq names its product proteasome activator subunit 4. Gene Ontology annotation, molecular function: peptidase activator activity; proteasome binding. Gene Ontology annotation, cellular component: nucleus; cytosol. Gene Ontology annotation, biological process: proteasomal ubiquitin-independent protein catabolic process. Lineage: Eukaryota; Viridiplantae; Streptophyta; Magnoliopsida; Caryophyllales; Amaranthaceae. Bases 351 to 5780 code for a protein of 1809 amino acids. The record is from RefSeq and is a predicted model, not a curated record. The transcript has 36 exons.
GAGGCAGAGGACAGAGGACUGCUUCCUGCUUCCCAAGUAAAACAGUUAUCUUGAGAAGAAAGAAAAGAAUACCGAGUAGUACUACUACUACACAGUUAAUUACUAGUAGCAGCCUAGUAGUAGUAGGUGGUGGGUUGUCUUGACUCUAGUCUUGUGUAGCAGUAUAAAUAUAAAUACAGAAUAGACAGGAUAUGAUAUGAUAUGAUAUGAUAUCCCCAGAUUAGCAAUUUAGCAUAGCAGAAGAGUAAUUGUUAAUUGACUUGGCAAAUGCUAGACUUGGAAAAGGUUGAAGAACUGGAAUUGGAAUUGGAAUCGGAAUCGGAAUCGAAAUCGGAAUCUGGAAAUUGAAGAUGCAUCUCUAUAAUGCAUGGCUUCCACCUCCAAUUAUGGAAGAGAGCAAGAAAGAGAAGGAAUCAUUCGCUAGGGUCGUCUCUUUGCUAAAGGAUUCCUAUCAUUCCCAAGAUCCUGAUUCCGUCUACUCCACUCUCAAAUGGAUUUCUGUGCUUGACCUUUUCAUUAAGGCCAAAAGUGACUUGUCUCUUGAGGAUGUUGCCCCUCUUGUUCAAUUAGGACUCCAGAUUUUUUAUGCAGCUCGCGGCAAACUCUAUGCACAGGUUAGAUGGGGCAAUUUACUUGUAAAAGUCAUUAACAAGUACAGGAAGAAGUUAUCGCUGACGAUUCAAUGGCGCCCUCUUUAUGACACCUUAGUCUGCACGCAUUUCACCAGAAGUACGGGCCCAGAAGGGUGGAGAGUUAAGCAGAGACACUUUCAGACUGUCACUGCCCUUGUUCGUGCUUGUAGGAGAUUCUUCCUGCAGAAUUCUGCUUUGGAGAUAUGGUCUGAGUUUAGCCCUCUUUUGGAAAAUCCUUGGCAUAAUUCAUCUUUUGAAGGUUCUGGUUUUAUCAAGCUUUUUCUUCCUACGAAUUUGGACAAUCAGGAUUUCUUCUCUCAGGAUUGGAUUGGAAAAUGCAUUGAUGCCUGGAGUUCUAUUCCAAAUUGCCAAUUUUGGAACAGCCAAUGGGCUGCUGUUCUUGCUCGUGUUAUAAAGAAAUAUGACGUCAUUACCUGGGAGCCUUUGUUGCCCGUUCUUUUCGCUAAAUAUUUGAAUAUGUUUGAGGUUCCUGUGGCAAAUGGUUCUAGUUCGUACCCGUACUCUGUUAAUGUUCCAAGAAAUACAAGGUUCUUGUUUUCCAACAAGACAUCCACUCCAUCUAAGGCGAUUGCGAAAUCUAUCGUGUAUUUACUCAGACCCGGGAGUUCAGCUCAAGAGCAUUUUGACAAGUUGAUCAAUAUCUUGGAACAAUAUUACCAUCCUUCUAAUGGUGGUCGCUGGACAUACUCUUUGGAGCGUUUUUUGCUGUAUCUAGUAAUUAUGUUUCAGAAGCGUUUACAACAUGAACAAAAGGACUCUAAUGGUUGUGGACAAACAGAGCUAUAUUUGGGAAAAUCGGAGAGGAUUUCUUUUGUCAUUACUGUGCUGAAGAUGAUUGAUCGUGGUCAAUACAGCAAAAAUGAACAUUUGUCUGAAACAGUUGCUGCAGCAACUUCAAUAUUGGCUUAUGUAGAGCCCUCUCUGGUCCUUCCCUUCGUAGCUUCUCGAUUUCAUAUGGCUUUGGAGACGAUGACAGCCACCCACCAGUUGAAGACGGCAGUCACAUCAGUAGCAUAUGCUGGCCGGUCUUUGUUCUUUACAUCUCUUUCAUCUGCAGUAGAAAGAUCUGAUGAUUCUGAUGGGCCCAACUCAUGUAUCGAUCUUUUGGUCAUCUCAUUAUCAAAUGCUCUGUUGGGCAUGGAUGCCAACGAUCCUCCAAAGAGUUUAGCAACCAUGCAAUUAAUUGGUUCCAUAUUUUCCAAUAUGGCUGUCAUUGAAGAUAGUACUGAUAAUUUGUCGCCAAUUUCUGCUAUCCGCUUCUCGGAGUGGCUUGAUGAAUUUCUAUGUCGCCUUUUCUCGUUACUUUUGCACUUGGAGCCAAAUACUGUCACGAAUGAGGGACUUACUACCAUUGCUACCUCUGGCACUUUUCUUGUUGAAGAUGGUCCUUAUUACUUCUGCAUGUUGGAAAUCUUGCUUGGAAGACUAUCGAGAUCACUUUUCACUCAGGCUUUAAGAAAGAUUUCCAAGUUUGUGCAAACUAAUAUACUUCCUGGCGCUGUCGCAGAAGUUGGCCUUCUUUGCUGUGCAUGUGUGCAUUCGAACCCAGAAGAGGCUGUUGUUCAUCUUGUUGAACCGAUGCUAUCAAUGGUUAUAUCAUCUAUGAAAGGGAUGCCUAGAACAGGAUUCCUAGAAGGAAGUUUCGAUUUCUCUACCGUGUGCAAGGCAAAGCCUUCUAUUUCUCCAGCUCUGGAAACUGCGAUUGACUAUCAGUUGAAAGUUCUGUCCGUUUGCAUUAGUUAUGGGGGCCCUCAUCUUUUAUGCUACAGGGAACAAUUUAAAGAAGCUAUCAACCUAGCAUUUGAAUCACCAUCUUGGAAGGUCAAUGGUGCUGGUGACCAUGUACUCCGAUCUCUUCUUGGAAGCUUGGUGCUUUAUUAUCCGAUUGACCAGUACAGGUGUGUGUUGCAACAUCCUGAUGCCCCUCUCAUGGAGAAAUGGAUCAACACCAAAAGUUGCUUAAGUGAGAAACCACUCAUCUGCCCGAAAUGGCAUGUCCCAGAACAGGAUGAAAUUUCAUAUGCAAAUGAGCUUUUAUCACUUCAUUUUCAAUCAGCAUUAGAUGCACUACUGAGAAUAUGCCAAGAUAGAAUUCAUAAUGAUGCCGGAAAUGAGAAAGAUCACCUCAAGGUGACUCUUCUGCGGAUUGACUCUUCCUUGCAAGGCAUAUUGUCUUGCCUGCCGGAUUUUAAUCCAACUGUUACAACUGGUAAUACUGAAAAUAUAGUGCAAGAAUCAUUCUUGCUCGCAGGUGCUGCAGGUGCUAGAGUUGGCAGCACCGAGAUGCGAGUGAGGGCAGCUGAGGUCAUACAUGCAGCCUGCCGAUACUUGCUGGAGGAAAAACCAGAUGAUAGUAUAUUACUCAUUCUCAUCAUCCGUAUUAUGGAUGCUCUAAUAAAUUAUGGUAGUCUUGAAUAUGAUGAAUGGUCAAAUCACAGGCAGGCUUGGAAAUUGGAGUCUGCUGCCAUUGUAGAACCUCCAAUGAACUUUCUGACAUCUUCUCAUUCUAAUGGAAAAAGAAGGCCACUCUGGGCACUUGCUGACAAGGCAUAUAUGCACAACACAUGGAGAGCUUCUCAGUCCUCUUUUCAUUUGUAUCGUACCAGUGGCAAUGUCUCUCCAUCAAGUCAUGCAAUUCUUCUGAUGGAUGAUCUUCUGAACUUAGCUUUGCAUAGAUAUGAAACUGUUCGCUCGCUUGCUGGCAAGAGCCUCCUCAAGAUGUUGAAGAGAUGGCCUUCCAUGGUCUCAAGGUGCAUGCUUGCCCUGACUGAGAAUUUAGCAAACCCCAGUUCACCUGAAUAUAUUGUUCUUGGGUCCUGCACCAUUUUGUCCAAUCAAACCCUUCUCAAGCAUUUGACAAUGGAUGCCAAAGCUUUCACUUCCUUUGCCAUCGGCAUUUUGAAAAGUGCACAUCAUGAAUCCCUGAAAGCUCAAAAAGCAAUUACUGAGCUUUUUGUGAAGUAUAACAUUCUUUUUACUGGGGUACCUAGAAACAUCUUCAAGACAUCAGAUAGACAGUCAGAUGGGCAAAUUUUUUCAGAUAUGAUUUCUCAGAUAGUUUCUAUGAGUUAUGAUACAAAUGGCUUGCAUUGGAGGUACAAUCUGAUGGCUAACAGAGUUUUGCUAUUAGUGGUGAUGGCAUCUAGGAAUGAUCCACGUUCCUCUACAACAAUUUUAAGUGAAACUGCUGGGCAUUUUUUGAAGAAUUUAAAAAGUCAACUUCCUCAAACUAGAAUUCUUGCAAUCUCCGCUCUCAAUACAUUAUUGAAGGAAUCCCCUCAUAAAAUGCUAGCUGUUUCUUCCUCAGAAAAUGUUGAAAAGAUCUCUCAGUCUUCUGUUGAAGGAGCUUUAGUUGAAAUUUUUCAGGAAGAAGGUUUUUUUAAUGAGACGUUCAACAGCCUUUCCCAUGUCCAUAUAAUCAGUGAUGGUGAAAGCACUUCUUCUAGGGGAAAUUAUGGGAGCUCUUCUUUUCAGAGUGUAGCAGACAAAUCAAUUACAUUUUUUUACUUCGACUUCACAGCUUCUUGGCCCCGAACUCCUAGUUGGAUUUCUUUGUUAGGAAGUGAUACUUUCUAUUCAAAUUUUGCCCGAAUCUUUAAGCGAUUGAUUCAAGAAUGUGGGAUUUCUGUUUUAGAAGCUCUGAGAAGUGCCCUUGAUGAAUAUGCAAGCUCUCAGGAAAGAUCUAAACAAUGUGUUGCUGCUGAGGCAUUUGCUGGAAUUUUGCAUUGUGAUGUCAAUGGUCUCCUUGAGGCAUGGGAGGAUUGGAUAAAGGCUAAACUGCAGGAUAUCAUUAUGGCUCCAUCAGUGGAAUCUGUGCCUGAGUGGGCAUCUUGCAUAAGAUAUGCUGUGACUGGGAAGGGAAAGCAUGGAACGCGUGUUCCUCUUCUAAGGCAGAAAAUCAUGGAUUGUCUGCUGACACCUUUACCAUAUUCUGUGACUACUACUGUUAUUGCUAAACGGUAUGCUUUUCUAGCUGCUGCGUUUAUAGAAGUGUCACCUGCAAAAAUGCCAGAAGCUGAACUACUUCUUCACAAACGACUGCUGGAUGAGUUGCUGGUCAAUAUGAGUCAUUCAUCUGCACAAGUGAGGGAAGCUGUGGGAGUUACCCUUUGUGUGUUAUGCUCAAAUGUUCAGCUCCAUAGUAUAUAUUCCAGUUUGGAUCUUAACCAAAGGGAAAGCAGUGGUGUGGGUGAUGAGAUUUUCGGGGAUAGUCGAAGUCGGCUUCUAUCAGACGAAGCUACUGAACGUGCUAUUAGAAUUCAGAAAACAACUCAUUCCGACCAUAUCGAUGCGGAAGCAGAUGUAAUUCCAGAAAAUGGGAUCACAAAGGACUCUGAGGAAGAUGUAAAAUGGAUGGAAACGUUAUUCCAUUUUGUUAUUGCAUCGCUGAAGUCAGGUAGAUCGUUAUAUCUGGUGGACACAAUUGUCGGCAUUCUUUAUCCUGUGAUUUUAUUACAGGAUACAUCGAAUAAAGAUUUGUCAACAUUGGCAAAGGCUGCUUUUGAGUUGUUAAAAUGGAGUGUCUUUAGAGACUCACAUCUACAAAAGGCUGUUGCUGUUAUCCUCAAAUCAGCUAAUGAUUCUAACUGGCGGACCAGAUCUGCUACAUUGACAUAUCUUCGUACGUUUAUGUAUAGGCACAGUUUCAUCCUUUCAUGUGAUGAAAAAGUACUAAUUUGGACAACUGUUGGGAAGUUACUCAUAGACUGCCAAGUGGAGGUACGAGAGCAUGCAGCAGCAGUUUUAGCUGGGAUGAUGAAGGGUGGGGACGAACAUCUUGCAGGAGACUUCCGUGAAAGGGCAUAUAAGGAGGCAACUCUUAUUCUCAAGAAGAGAAAACAAAGAAGAGCUGGCCAUUCUGUUGCUCCUGUUCAUGGUGCUGUGCUUGCGCUGACAGCUUGUGUCUUGUCGGUUCCAUAUGAUAUGCCAAGUUGGUUGCCAGAGCACGUUACCUUGUUGGCUCGCUUUGUUGGUGAACCAUCACCUGUGAGAUCAACUGUUACUAAAGCUGUUGCAGAGUUUCGACGGACUCAUGCAGACACAUGGAAUUUUCAGAAAGAUCAAUUUACUGAGGAGCAGCUAGAGGUUCUUGCUGAUACAUCAUCUUCAUCAUCGUAUUUUGCUUGAAAUUUAACUGGUAGGAAUAGGCUAUAGAUGGUUGGAGCUGGAAGUCAAUGCGCUUCUUGGUGAGGAGGUGGAGCAUUUCAUCCUUGAAACACCCGAGGGCUGCUUCGGUUAGAUUGGCAACCUGUGGGGGUCCAAGUGUGGUUGCGAUCUCAGCCAUUAGGUGAGAGAAAGACUUGUGUGUAACAGGAUCGAUUCCCAUGCCUGUCAACUUCUUCUUGAGCUUGGUGUUCCAAUGGUUCUUGACAUCAUUAUCAGUGCGACCAGGAAGCUGAGCAGCAAUUAGUGACCAUCUGUAAAAUAAUAAACGGAAUUCCAAAUUUAAUUGCUCAACUUAGUAGGUAAAAAAAAAAAAAAAAGAAGAAAAAGGUGGUCGUGAUUUGUGUUGCAAACCUGUUGCCUACAACUGCAUGAAGCUUCAUAAUGGUUUCUUCUUCUGGUUGGGAGAACUGGCCGUGCUUGAGGUCAGGUCUAAGGUAGUUGGUCCAUCGCAGCCUACAACUCUUUCCGCACCUUUGGAGACCUAUGCAAUUAUUGCCAAUGUUAUUAAGUGGGCACAGUACAGUAUAUAAACGUUGAAGCGUUUGUUUUUCUUCGAAAUAAGAAUAAGAAAACAAUAAUAAUCUAACCAGCAUUCUUGGGAAUUAGGCGCCAAUUGCGGGUGCCAUGUUGGGCGAUGUAAGACGAGAGUUUGUUGUCUUCUUCAGGAGUCCAUUGACCUCGUUUGACGUUUUCCUUUUCGCAGCAUGGAAUUCUACCCAUAGUUCCUUUUGUCUUAAA